ACGCCAAGCCCUUUCUUGGGGCGUAUGAGGGGGGUGCUGAUUCUUGAUGUACUCUGUCGUCUGGAGGCAGCCAGCGCUCGCUGCGGCUGCGCGAGGGGAGGGCGAGAGGUCGACAAGUGGGCGCAUUCGGUUCGGUACAGCUGCUGUGGAGUGGCAUCGCUGUGCUCGGUCUGAUUCAUGCGGGAGCGAAGGAGCGAGCGAGGAAGAAUGCUCUUGUUUCUCCUCUCCUCGUGUGCUGUACAGAACUUUUGGUGCGAGAUUCUGUGGACGAGAGAUCGAUUGAGGGAGGGAGGAGGGAGGGAAUUUUGGUAAACCAUUGUUGGCUAGGAAUUGACGAGGCAUCGAUUUGGACAGAUACUCUUCACCUGGAUACAACACUAGUGUUUGCGUCGGACUGGAGAUGGAAUGCAAGAAUGGAAGACAACUUUGGGUGAAAGAUGUGUCAAAUCCAAGUACGGCGAAGUUCCGACCGAAGAACAUGCGCUUUUCAACCUGAUGUCGUAAUAGUAAGUUCUGCAGUAGCAAAGUGGUGAGAACUGAAAUUCAAAUGUCUACUUUUUGAAGCUCGCUCAACUUCAGGGUGUCGUCAAGAACUGCUUCGUAACCCCUUUUUCAGACUGUAGUUUCUUGAUGGCAGUCAGAUUAUCAACCUCUGACUCUUCACCGAGAGGUAAGUUGUCUGACUCUCGUAACCAUGCGCACCUACAAUUGGACAACUCUGACAAUUUGGGUGCUGCCUAUCCAGAAUAUACAUGCUUCCAAUACGGUUUUCUCGCAGUUUUUAUGAACAAUUUUAUGCAUCUCGCUGUACUUCACCCCAUUCACAAAGACGCGCUGCACUAAAGAGGCAUCAUCAGAUACGGAAAGGACACUCUACUUUUCACACUAAAGGGAUACUUCCUUACCGUACAUAUUAUUAACCCGACCUCCAGGUCUGCAAGAAAAGUCUCAAUGAUCCCAAAGGAGACAGAUGUUGAAGUCAAUACAGGCCUAAACUGAUCCAUGGAAUCUCCCUGUCAGGUCUACCGUGCGUGAUGACAAAGCGAAAGCGUUAUAAAGUAUUAUCAGACGUCCUUCGGGUUGCAGGUAUAAGCACGAGAGAUCCAUCGUUACAGUCUUGGAAUCACUGACCUCGCCUUCAUGUCCUUUUUCCUCUCUAUGUUUGCAAACACAAGACGUUUGAUCCAAACCCACACACCAAGUCACAGACAGAUCUUCAGCAUGAGUCAUAGUUAAAACUAUAAAGCACUACCUAUUCUUAUGUGGUUAAACACGAAAUAGUCUGACAUUAGACUCUUGCUUGUGUGCAAUGCACAAGAGGGAAAUGAGUGACGGAGAGCGACCGAGCUGUAAGUAGUCCAUCUCAAUGUGUGGUGCUUUUCUCAACGUGGUUCAACGCAUUACAUGUGAAUGGGAUGGGAUCCCUGUUGUUUGAGGAAAAUGUGGACCUCUUAUAAAUCUUGAUCUGUGAUGUUUGCUAUAACAAACACGUGAAAAUGGGAGGAAAUGAGGGAGAGGCGAAAACUGAUGGACACAGAACAUGACAGGCAAUGUUACUAAAAAAACUUCACUUCAGAAAGGCUGAAUCAUACACGUUCACGUAAACGAUAGUAUACUCAUCGACAGAAGAGAGCACCCUUUCAUCACCACGUGGCUUGAUCAGAUCAAUAGAUAUCUUUCACUGUCAUAUGCUCGGAACAAAUCGUUGUAAGAAAUAAUAGUGAGAAUCUCGUAAACUACAUUACACUUCUUCAAUAUGAACUCUAGCAAUUGUUAUUUUUCAACAUACAAUAUUACUAAAUUAUCCUUUUCAGUGU
Marchantia polymorpha subsp. ruderalis is the source of this 1817-nucleotide messenger RNA. The record is from the annotation of a GenBank genome assembly. Lineage: Eukaryota; Viridiplantae; Streptophyta; Marchantiopsida; Marchantiales; Marchantiaceae.